This is a messenger RNA of Ornithorhynchus anatinus (platypus), 3130 nucleotides long. RefSeq names its product Ras and Rab interactor 3 (gene RIN3). Gene Ontology annotation, cellular component: endocytic vesicle; cytosol. NCBI's taxonomy places the organism in Eukaryota, Metazoa, Chordata, Mammalia, Monotremata, Ornithorhynchidae. The record is from RefSeq and is a predicted model, not a curated record. Gene Ontology annotation, molecular function: guanyl-nucleotide exchange factor activity; small GTPase binding. Gene Ontology annotation, biological process: vesicle-mediated transport.
UGUUACAGAUCUUGGUGAAGGGGAGGGAGAAGAGGAGACAGAGGAGAAGAACAAAGAAAGGAUGGAGUCAGGUCCUCUCACCCCCAUGAAGCAAUGUCUGAAUCUACGAGGAAUUAGUGUCCUUGAGAAGCUCAUCAAAACCUGCCCGGUGUGGCUGCAGCUGGGCAUGGACCGGGAACGAGCCAAGGAGAUCCUCCAUCAGGAAAUGGCUGGGAUAUUCCUGGUUUGGCGGGAUGGAAAUCUAAAAAACAUGAUUCUCUUGGUCCACUUUCCCUCCUCGAAUGAUGCUUCUGACAUACUAGAAUACAACAUUAAAGAAGAAAAAUCAAUACUGUACCUGGAAGGAUCCGUUCUCGUGUUUGAGGAUGUCUUCAAACUGAUAGCUUUCUACUGUGUCAGUAGGGAUUUGCUGCCCUAUACAUUAAGGCUGCCUCAAGCCAUAUUGGAGGCCAACAGCUUUAAAGACCUUGAAACCAUCUCUAAUCUGGGAAUAGGCUUUUGGGACUCCUCGUUAAACCAUCGGAGAAGAGUCGGAGAAGACCCCGAGACGCCGAGAGAGCCCGCUGCCGGUGCCCGGGCCAACAGCCUCAGAUCCACUCCAGAUUACGCAAACUGUUCAUGUGAAAUCGAGCUGUCAGUUGGAAAUGACAGGCUGUGGUUUGUGAAUCCUAUUUUUAUAGAGGACUGUGGCAGUUCGUUCCCCUCAGAGGACCCUCCCACUGAAGGAAGCGGCACGAACUUUGAUCUCUCCCUUUGUACCUCAUUGACUUCGAAGUGUGUUCCCCAGCGGCCCCCUCCCCCGCCUCCCACCCCUCCUAUUUCUCCACCUCUUCCUCCUCCCCACCAGCUGGCUCCUCCUCCUUUGUCCCGCCCUCCUCCUCCUCACUCUCCUCCUAAAGUUUCUCCCCUGGCUUCUCUUCCUGCUGCUUCUCCUCCGUUGGCUCUUCCUGCUUCCCCCCUCAUCCCUUCUCAUGCCCCAGAACUGCCCACCGAACUCUGCAAGCAGCCCGGGACGGCCGGAGGAAGGGACCAGCUCUCUUCCAAGGACGGAGGACAGGUCCAGGAGGAGGAGAUGAAGAAGGAGGAGGGGCCGGAGCCAGGCCCACUGUUCCAGUUCCCCGCGGCCCUGGAGAAAAGUUGUUCCCUUCCUGCCAUCCCACCACGCAGGCGGCUGUCCGAGAAAGGGUCUUCGGAGGAGAGGCACACCAUCGGGACGGGAGAGGGACCUCCGGCCAGAGGGAAGCAGCGGGAAGGGGAACCAGACGGCCGUUCCGAGGAGACCCCCAACAGCCUGCUGCUUGGGAAGGUGACCCCCGCCCUUGGGGAUGAGAACCGGAGGGCCGCAGGGAAGGACAACAAGAUGGAGGCCCGGGUCUCUGGGACGAGGGACCUCUCUGGACCGCAGGCACAGGCCCCAGAGAAGGCAGCGAAACCUCCCCCAGUCCCACCUCCGAGGAAGAAGAGAAACACCCAGAAGCUGGCCCCCGCCCCCGCCCUGACCCCCUCUCUAAAGCCAGAAUUGCCCCCAACCCCUGUGCAGCCUGGAGCCCGGCCUCCUCAGGCCCUUUCCAAAAGUGGCUCUCAGCCCACCGUGGGCUCGGCCCGAGAGAGAGGCAGAGCCGAGCCCCAGCGCUGGAGUUCCCCGGAGUUCCAGGGCUCUGCCCUGUCCCUGACAGACAGCCUGGGGACCCUGGCCCUCGCCAGUGAGCAGGACUCCUACUCCACCAGCAGCACGGAAGAAGACGCCGACCCCCUGGGCACUUCGGUGAAGAAGAAGCCCUCCAUGAUUCUGGAUAAGGCCAAGCACCGGCUGUCCUUCGCGAACAUCUCCAACGUCUUCUCCGCUUUCCUCUCCCACAACCGCAAGCUGCACAAGAAGCUCGUAGAGCUGGCCCAGGAGAAGAAUUCGUACUUUGGCAACCUGGUGCAAGACUACAGGGUAUACAGCCUGGACAUGAUGUCCAAGCAGAGCUCCAGCACGGAGAUGCUCCAAGAGAUCCGCAUGAUGAUGACCCAGCUGAAGAGCUACCUGCUCCAGAGCACAGAGCUGAAGUCCCUGGUCGAUCCGGCCCUGCACUCAGAAGAGGGACUGGAAGCGAUCGUGGAGUCAGCACUGUACAAAUGCGUCCUGAAGCCUUUGAAAGAAGCCAUCUACUCGUUCCUCAAGGACAUCCACCACAAGGAUGGGACCCUCCAGCUCCUGAAGGAUAACCAGCUGGUCAUCCUGGCCACGACCACCACCGACCUCGGGGUCACCACCAGUGUUCCUGAGGUGGCGAUCAUGGACAAAAUCCUCCACAAGUUCACCACCAUGCACAAGGCCUAUUCCCCUGAGAAGAAGAUCGCCAUUCUGCUGAAGUCCUGCAAGCUCAUCUACGACUCCAUGGCACUCGGAAACCCAGGGAAACCUUAUGGCGCAGAUGACUUCCUGCCCGUGCUCAUGUAUGUGCUGGCCCGCAGCAACCUGACCGAGAUGCUUCUCAACGUGGAGUAUAUGAUGGAACUCAUGGACCCCGCCCUGCAGCUGGGGGAAGGUUCCUAUUACUUAACCACCACCUACGGGGCCCUGGAGCACAUCCGGAACUAUGACAAGAUCACGGUCACCCGUCAGCUGAGCCUGGAGGUUCAAGACUCCAUCCACCGCUGGGACGCAGGAGGACCCCUCAACAAGGCCCGGGCCUCCCGCUCGUCUGUGCAGGAUUUCAUCUCCAUCUCCUUCCUGGAGCCCGGCAAGCAGCUGCGGACGCUGGCAUCUCGGCCUGACACCCAGGCUCUGCAGCUGAGCGCUCAAUGUGCAGAGAAAUUCGAGGUGGCCCAGCCCCAGGAUCACGGCCUCUUCGUUCUCGUCGAUGACAGAUGCUUCCGGCGCCGACGAUGCCCUCCCGCACCUCAUCAAGCCUACUUGCUCAAGCACGAGCCCAGGAUCGAUUUUCAAUUUAUUUAUAAGACAGUGGACCUGGAAAACCCAAACUCCUGUCGUCAAGGAACCAAACUUCCUAUAAGGGCAAAGGCUGGUUCUGUACUUACCUAUGGGAGUGUGUAUGUGUGUAUAUGUUAUAUAUGAUAUGACACUGGGAAAUGAGCCAUCCAUCUCAGCAACAUGCAGUGUUUUCCAAAGACCUGUGGCUGA